Molecule: messenger RNA, 2110 nt
Organism: Arachis ipaensis
Lineage: Eukaryota; Viridiplantae; Streptophyta; Magnoliopsida; Fabales; Fabaceae
Product: pumilio homolog 12-like
Biological process (GO): post-transcriptional regulation of gene expression
Cellular component (GO): cytoplasm
Molecular function (GO): mRNA binding
Source: RefSeq, a predicted model, not a curated record
UUAAAACCCCCCUUUGUUCACACUAUAAAACCCCAACCCUCUCUAACUCUCGCUCUCGCUCUCGCUCUCACUGCUUCUUGGAUUUUUGAUCACACUCCCAUCGUCGGCGAGUUUUCCGAUGUCGAGUCAAACUUCCUCUGCUUUUCUCGACGACGAACUUUCUGAAGCCUCGUUGCUGUCGUCGUUCCCGUUUUCUCAGCCACCGAACUCCCCUUAUCAGCCGAACCAAAACCCCUAUGAGGUUCAAACCCUAGAGGACGCUUUUGAUCGUCUUUCUGUCUCCCCUUUCAGCUUCAACAAUCUCCCGCCAUCUCUUCCUUUCGAUCAUCGCGAUGGUUUCAACGCCGUUACAAAAACCGAGCCUUUUGAUCGCCGUGGCCAUCAACACCUUCAAAGCUCCAAUCUUGUGGGCCAAAUUCAAGAGACACAUGGCGGCUCCAUCAACAACACGAGAGCUGCUGCCAAUGCUGCCUUGGUGACACCGGAGAAUAAUCCUCCGGAGGGACACGACGGCGACGGUGGAAACUCGAACGGCAUUUGGCCCGGUUCUUCCAAUAGAACAAUCGGUGCUUCAAGCAGGUCGUACAGCUCUUCAAUGAAUGAUUUUUUCACGAGUGGAUACAGUAGCAGGGGUUUUCCGAGUGUGCCGUUUUCGAAUGGGGCUGUUGAUCAAUUUCAUCAACGAAAUUCGGGUGUAGGAGGUGGUUCGAGUUUUCCGGUGGCGGCGGGGUUGAAUAAUAUUAAUAAUAACAACAAUAGCGUUGGAGGGCGUUCUUAUCUGUUCCAUGAUUUGCGAGGAAAGGUUGUGAUGAUGGCUAAGGAUCAGAACGGAAGCAGGAUUUUGCGGCAGAAGUUGGAAAGAUUGACCCCUCAGGAGGUUUCUUUGGCGUUCUUGGAGAUGAUAAAUCAUUUUGCUGAGUUGAUGGUUGAUCCUUGUGGGAGCAAAGUUGUUCAUGAUAUUCUUAAACUUAUCAGGGAACAACAGAGGACCCUCAUCAUCAUGAUGAUAACCAAAAUUAAUUUACAGCUUGUUGAAAUAUGCCUUAACCCUCAUGGGUCCUGCACUGUUGAGAAAUUAUUGGAACAUGUUACCAACCAGGAGCAACGAGCCCUUAUUGUGAGAGGUUUAAGACCUGGUGCUGUUUCAUUGGCUACUGAUACACAUGGUCAUAGGGUACUUAUGUAUUGUCUUAAGCAUUUCUCUCAUGAAGAGAGUAAGUAUCUUCUAAGCGCACUUGCAAAUCACCUCUUUGGGAUCGCAACAGAUAAGACCGGUUGUUGUGUGAUACAAGAAUGUGUAAAAUAUGCCCAGGGACAACUGAAACUGCAACUAAUUGCUGAGAUUAUAUUGAAUGCUCAACAACUAUCCGAAGACUCUUACGGUAACUAUGUUGUACAACAUUUAUUGGGUUUGCAAAUACCAGCAGUGACAGAAAGUCUAAUGAGACAGCUUGAAGGGUCAUUCUUUUAUCUUUCAUGCAAUAAAUAUGGAAGUAAUGUUGUGGAGAAGUUCUUUCAGUGCUCGGAAGAACAGAAUGCGGCACGUAUUACUGUGGAGUUGCUCUGCCACCCAAAUGUAGCAAUGCUUCUUGUAGAUCCCUAUGGAAAUUAUGUUAUACAAUCGGCUCUGGUGAUGUCCAAGGAUCCUAUUAGAAGUUCCAUAUUGCUGCUGAUCCAACAGAAUUAUCCAAUGAUGCGUAGCAAUGUCUAUGGCCAAAAGAUUCUUGAGAGGUUUGACAGAGGCAAAAUACGCACACACAAUAAACAUCACACCUAUGAGUAGAUUUUUUCGUAUUUAACUCCUUUUAGAUAUCUCCUUCCUCUCCGUCCCAUUACUCCCAUACUACAUAGCAAUGUUGUUGUCUUUAAUUUUUCUGUAUCCGAAAUAUAUAAAACAUUGAUGCUUAGUUUUAGUUUGUGUUUGUUUGUAGUUGUGUGUUGAUAGUCUGUUCGUGUUUUUUUAGUUAGCUGGCAUGGGGUGGAAGAUCUUUUUGUAUAGGAGCUAACUGUCAUUGGUGGUAUAGACUCUGAUAUUCUAAAUGUGUGUAUUGCUAUAGAGAUUUUGCUAUGUAUUUUUGUGUCAAAUAAAGGGAUCGUUUUCUUUUUCUCC